CUCGAGCGGUUCUCCUCCUCUCCCUCUCUCCCUCUCUCCCUCUCCUUUUCCCUCUUGGCCCCCUUCCCUCCUCCAUCCCUCCGCGGCGUCUGCGUCAGGCCCCUACUUGCGUGACGCGCGGGGUCUGGGUGGGAGCUGUCCACUCGCCCGGGGUGCUGAAUGCAGCGGCGGCGGCCGCGGCGGCGGCGGCGGCGGCGGGGGUAGCUGAGCGCCUUCUCCGCUGCAAGAACCUUGUUUCCCCUCCUCGGACGGUCAGCUCACCGCCCCGCCACCUCCCUUCCAGCACCACCCCUUUGGGACCCGAGCCAGGGGGGCAGCAGUCGCGGCGGCGGGUGCUGAGCAACGGCGGAAGACGAGACAACACCUGGCAGCAGCCUGGAAUCUGAUUUGCUUCCUCUCGCCUUUUAUAAGAGAUAGAUUCAUAUAUUCGGCGUUGAGGAGUCGCGAGGACCAAGCCGGAGCCAAGUGCUGGCUGUCUCCCACCUCGGCCACGCUGCUUCGUCCCCCUCCCCACCUGCAACUGGCACCGCAAACAAGCCUUACCUCGUUGCAUCUGCCGGGAGGUAGCAACAGCGAGCCCAACCAGCCGGAGGCAGCGGAGAGGAGGGAGGGGCGUGGGGGGGCAGAGAGCCGACCGAGGCCGCCCUUGGUGGGGGGAGCGGGGGCAGAGCUGCCGUGAGGCCCCGCAGCCGCCCUCCUCCACCCCACCCCUCCAGAAGCACUCUUUCCUGAUUAUUUGAGAACCGAAUCAUUAUUCUUCUUCCACUAGUUUUAUUUCAUUUUUUUUAUUGCCCCCCCCCCUCCCCGGCCGCCCCCACCCUACGCCUGCCUCGCCUCUGGUUGCAUGGCAGCGCGGCCCGGGCGCGGGGGCUCAGAGCCUGCCCCCAGGGAAGGAGGAGGAGGAGGAGGAGGAUCAUGAAGCCGGGAGUCGCGGCCGCGCCGGACGGCGAGCAGCAGCCAGAGGACGAGCCGGAGCAGCCCCCGCCCCGGGGACACCGGGACGCCGAGCAGCAGCCACUGCCGCCGCCACAGCAGCAUCGGCGGCCGCGGGCGGACUCGGAGCAGCAGGAGGAGGGCGACCACGGCCCAGGAGCGGAGGAGAAGGCGAGGCCGCUCACCCGCCCGCAUCUGCCCUUCCCCCGGCCUUUGCCCCCCGCCCCAAGGGACCUUUGAUGGAGCCAAGGCGAAGGGGCCGCGGAUUUGCCGACUGCCGCAGGGGUGGGCCGGGGGCUGAGACCAUGUAACGACUCCCUCCUCCCGCCUCUCCCCACACGCCCCGUCUCUCUACCCCCUCUGCCUCCCGGCCCCUGCACACACACCCUUCCUCUCGCCAGGAUCUUAAUGCUCAGGAAGGAAGCGGCUCUUCAAGGGUUAAAGGAUCUUUUCUUUUUCCCCUCCCUUUCUUUCCCCCUCCCCAGCCCAUUAUUUCCCUACUUCUAUUCCCCUAAUUGGCUUUUUCCUCUUCUGUGCAGCCUUUUGGCUGCAGAGGCAAAGCACAAGCCCCUCGCCCAAUUUCACCUGCAAUCCUCCCUCCCCCAUCCAACUGCUCUCUUAAAAGCAACUCUGGUGCUUCUGGGGAUUAAUUGCCCCAGUUUUCUGCCCAGGAGAAUUAAAACUUCUCCCAACCUCCUCUCCUCCCCACUGUAACCCCCCGCCCCCCCCCCCACCACAACCCAUCUCCUGCUACCUGAGGAAAACUCUCUUUUCUCUCUGCACAUGCAGUACCCAAUUUUUUACGGAGCUGUUUUGCCCUAAGCCAAGCUCAGUCCACUCCAAAUUCGACUUACAAUCUUCCCCACCCUUUUAUACAAAACACAAGAGAUUUUCCACUGCCUAGGAAUUUGAGAAGAACCCAAAAAUCUUCUCCUGGGAAACUUUCUGACAACUCGAUCUUGAUCUCAAGGCCCCAACAGCACCUCCCUCAACAUUUUUUUUUAUUCCCUUCUCCGACCAGUGUCCCCAAGUCAAAGGCAACAAGGAGACACCCUGAGCAAAGCUAAGGUUGGUGGGGGGUAAGGGGUAAGCAAGAAAACCUUUUUUGUUGUUGUUGUCGUCGGGCUUUCCAGGGAGAGUUUAGAGCCAGUGACUCACAGUUCUCAGUCUUGGGGGCAACUGAUUUGCUACUCUGAGGGGGUGUAAAGGGAGCCAGUGAGAAAGCAGAUCCCCCCCCCACAACACAGCUUUGCUGUGGACCCCCCUCAAAACCAUUCUACUAUCUUCCUCUGAAAAGACUCCAGCUGCCCCUCCUGGGCUCUCUGCUUCCACUGGGCACAUGCUGAUGCCCCUGAGUGGGCUGCUCUGGUGGUGGUGGUGGUGCUGCUGCUGUUGCUGCUGUGCCUGGUACCGCUGUGGAUUGUGUGCCCCGGCUCCCCAGAUGUUGCGCCACCAGGGUCUCCUCAAGUGCCGCUGCCGCAUGCUCUUCAAUGACCUGAAGGUUUUCCUACUGCGGCGCCCCCCUCCAGCGCCCCUGCCCAUGCACGGCGACCCCCAGCCCCCCAGUUUGGCCGCCAACAACAACACCCUUCCGGCUCUGGGUGCCGGGGGGUGGGCAGGCUGGAGGGGCCCUCGAGAAGGGGUGGGCAGGGAGACCACUCCUCUGCCACCUGCACCACCUUUGCCACCUUCUUCUGUGGAAGAUGACUGGGGUGGCCCAGCCACAGAGCCACCCACCUCGCUGCUCAGCAGUGCCUCCUCAGAUGACUUCUGUAAGGGGAAGGCUGAGGAUUGCUACUCACUGGGCAGCAGCCUGGACAGUGGCAUGAGGACCCCACUAUGCCGCAUCUGCUUCCAGGGGCCGGAACAGGGGGAGCUGCUGAGCCCAUGCCGCUGUGAUGGCUCGGUCAAGUGCACGCACCAGCCUUGCCUCAUCAAGUGGAUCAGCGAGCGGGGUUGCUGGAGCUGCGAGCUGUGCUACUACAAGUAUCACGUUAUCGCCAUAAGCACAAAAAACCCUCUGCAGUGGCAGGCCAUCUCUCUGACAGUCAUUGAGAAGGUUCAGAUUGCAGCCGCCAUCUUGGGUUCCCUCUUCCUCAUCGCCAGUAUCUCUUGGCUUAUCUGGUCAACCUUCAGCCCCUCAGCAAAAUGGCAGCGCCAAGACCUCCUCUUCCAGAUCUGCUAUGGGAUGUAUGGAUUCAUGGAUGUGGUGUGCAUAGGCCUCAUCGUGCACGAGGGACCCUCCGUGUACCGCAUCUUUAAGCGGUGGCAGGCCGUCAACCAGCAGUGGAAAGUGCUGAACUAUGACAAGACGAAAGACCUGGAGGAUCAAAAGUCGGGAGGCAGGACAAACCCCCGGACGUCCUCGUCCACCCAGGCCAACGCCCCGGCGUCAGGAGAGGAGGCCGUGGGCACCCCCGGCGCCGAGGAAGGCCCUGCCCGGGCGGCCAGCCACCCCCCAGGCCCCCUGUCCGACCACCACUGUGCUUACACCAUCCUGCACAUCUUGAGUCACCUACGGCCUCAUGAACAGCGGAGCCCCCAGGGCGGGAGCCGGGAGCUCGUCAUGAGGGUCACGACGGUGUGAGACGAGCCACCGGCAGCGAGGCCGUGACCGUGCACGGGGGGAGGCUGGGCCGGGAAGGGGCGCCGCCUGGGGUGCAGGUGUGGGGAGGCCAGCGGCCCCCGGGGGGCCCCGGCGUGGAGGGCAGGCGGGGGGUGGUGGGCCUGGAGGGGGCCUGGAGGGGGCCUGGAGGCAGGGUCAGAGCUGGAGCCAGCGAGGCCAGUGUCCAGAGCGGUUUCAGGAUUCUCAUCGGCGACCCCAAUCCUCGACGAGAGCGACCAACUCCGGUGCAAACUCGACAAGGAAGCGCAGCGCAGCCGGAACCUAACGAAUCGAAUUGGCGGGGAAAAACAUCCCAGAGGGGCCCAGCACCCAACACCCCCCGGGAGACGUGGGGGCACAAACAUCCUAGAGGGGCCCAGCACCCAGCACCCCCCGGGGAGACGUGGGGGACAAACAUCCCAGAGGGACCCAGCACCCAACACCCCCCGGGGAGACGUGGGAGACAAACAUCCCAGAGGGACCCAGCACCCAGCAUCCCCCAGGGAGAUGUGGGGGCACAAACAUCCCAGAGGGGCCCAGCACCCAACACCCCCCAGGGAGACGUGGGGGGCUCGGGGGUGGGUGAAGCCAGCCAGCUGGCGGUGGUGGUGCCGGCGUGUGCACGGGAGCUGGGAGGAGAAGUGCAAAGGGUGUGCGAAGGGAAAGCCCCGUGGCCUGCCUGGUUUCCCCUCCAGUUUGGGUUCAUUUCUCCUUGGGCUGUGGUGGGCAGUGGUGGGGAGGGAGAGGGAUGGGUAGGGGCCCGGCGAGGAUGACCGGCGGCACCUGCGUGGGCCCCCGGGCUCAUGGGGUGGGCAGGCUUCCUGGCUCGGGUGGCCUUAGGGACUCCGGGCUGCGUGCGGGGGGUGGGGGCGGUGUUGGAGCGAACCCCCAGACGCAGGGUGACUUCGGCUUCUUUUCAGAACUCCCAAUUUUGGAGGGGCUCCGAGGGGGCUUAGGUUUGGAGAUGGGUGUCUUUGUGUGCCCUUGUUACUUUAUUUUAUGGUGGUUUGGUUGGAAGAUGUUUACAAGAAACACACGCAACUGGAGAAAAGUACGGAUUUCGGGGGGUGGGUGUGUAUCCCAAGCAGGGCCGCGGGCUGCGGGGGGUGCAGCCUUCAGAGCUGUCCAUCCACGAGUGACCUCCCAGCACCCCAACCCUGCCCGAGGCCAGGCCGUGCUCAGUGUCAGGCCUUCUCCGGCUUUGGUGCAAGCAGAGACCCGAGGACCCCCCCACCCCAGGCUGAGCGCCUCCCACCCAAGGGUCUCCCGGGAGAGCUGCCGCAGCGGACAGACAGACAGACGGAGGCAGUGGCGGGGUGUCCCCCAGGGAGUGGAGCGAGACCAGUCUAAGUAUUGGGCAGUCAUCCCUCCGUGCUACACGCCCUGGUCCCUCCCGUGCAGCGAGGCAGGGCGCGGGGACCCUGGGGACCCUGGCAGGGAGGCCACGGCGGGUGGGCACCUGCAGAGUUUCUCAUUGUCAAUGCACAACGGCCGCGCCAUCCAUGGGUGUGAAAGGGACACUGUCAAGUACUUUUUUAAACUAGUUUUUAGGGUUUUUUAAAACUCUCUGUUGUUUGUAUUAUUCUCUUAAAAGCUUGAAAAUAAAAUUUCUUUCCCUAU
Canis lupus familiaris (dog) is the source of this 5158-nucleotide messenger RNA. RefSeq names its product membrane associated ring-CH-type finger 4 (gene MARCHF4). Gene Ontology annotation, biological process: protein ubiquitination. Gene Ontology annotation, molecular function: zinc ion binding; ubiquitin-protein transferase activity. NCBI's taxonomy places the organism in Eukaryota, Metazoa, Chordata, Mammalia, Carnivora, Canidae. The record is from RefSeq and is a predicted model, not a curated record. The transcript has 4 exons. The coding region runs from base 2273 to 3520 and encodes 415 amino acids.